AUAUCUUCCUGCAUCUACAUCUACAGCUUCCACACGCCUCCACCAGCAAUUGGCACCCACCUACACACCUCCCUCGCCAUGCUACCACCCCCGGACAUCCCCGACACUACCACCAACACAACAACCACAACCACCACAUCACCCCUCCCCCUCACCACCGACAAUGCCAUCACCACCACCACCACCACGAAAAACCAUAACAACCAGCACCACAACCACCCCCGCAAACCCAAACCGACGCUCCUCAACCCCCUCCAAAAAGGCAUCACAACCUACCUAACCCACCAUCACAAGGACACCACCCUCCCCAUAUCCUCCCUUCCCAAACGCUUCACAAUCUACGCCCCCCUCCUCCUCCUCCCCGUCAACGCCCUCACCACCCCACCCGCCUGGCACACCCUCUACAGCACUUUAACGCCAACCCAAAAGACGACUCUCUACGAAUGCAUCCUCUCAGCCUUCUCCCGCUACAACCUCACUCACAUCGCCAUGAACGCCCCCAUCGCCCUAACCGACGCACAAGGCACCGAGAACCGCAUGCGCAGUCCCGGCGGCCUACUCCCUCUCCACGGGGACUUUGGGCCCGCGCCCAGCACAAUCACAAACCUGGACUCGCCAACAGCCGAGGACCUGGGACGCGCGUUCUGGGUAAGCACGGUGCAGAAUCAUGGCAUUGAGCAGAUCUGGGCGCCUAUGUAUACGAUGUUCUCGAGGGGGAAUGUUACGGAGAAGGCGCGGAUAUUGGGAUCGGGGAUGGAGGGGUUAGCCAGGGACGAUAUUGAGGGGGCAGGGCGAGGGAUGAGUGUGGUGGAUAUGUAUGCGGGGAUAGGGUAUUUUGUGUUUUCGUACCUCCGGCGCGGGGUGAGGCGGGUUUGGGGAUGGGAGAUCAAUGGGUGGUCUGUUGAGGGCUUACGGAGGGGGUGUGUGGCUAAUGGGUGGGGGUAUGCGGAGGAUGGGGAUAAGGUGGUGGUGUUUCAUGGGGAUAAUCGGUUUGCGGCGCGCGUUUUGGCGCAGAUUAGGGAUGUGAUGGAGGUGAGGGGGCGGUGGGCGCCUGUUAGGCAUGUUAAUUUGGGAUUGUUGCCGUCGUCGGAGGCUGCUUGGGGGGAUGCGUGUCGAAUGGUGGAUGGAAGGUUGGGGGGUUGGUUGCAUGUGCAUGAGAAUGUGGAUGUGAGGCGCAUUGAGGAGAUGAGGGCUCGGGUCACGAGUGAGAUUGGGAGGUUGAGGGGGGAGGCUUUGGAGGUGGAAGAUGAGGUCGUGGCGGAGUGUCGGCAUGUUGAACAGGUCAAGACGUAUGCUCCGGGGGUGAUGCAUUGCGUGUUUGAUGUCAAGGUGCCGGCGCUGGAGUUAUAA
Molecule: messenger RNA, 1350 nt
Organism: Aspergillus eucalypticola CBS 122712
Lineage: Eukaryota; Fungi; Ascomycota; Eurotiomycetes; Eurotiales; Aspergillaceae
Product: tRNA(Phe) (4-demethylwyosine(37)-C(7)) aminocarboxypropyltransferase
Exons: 2
Coding region: 79-1350 (423 amino acids)
Biological process (GO): tRNA methylation; wybutosine biosynthetic process
Cellular component (GO): cytoplasm
Molecular function (GO): tRNA methyltransferase activity; S-adenosylmethionine-dependent methyltransferase activity
Source: RefSeq, a predicted model, not a curated record